AUGGUUCUCUCACGAUCGCCCGCUCUUCGGUCACUCUGGGCCCAGUCCAGACGGAUCUCGGCUCCCAGAGUACCGACAACUCGAGCAUGGCAGCGAGUUUCUCGACGAGGCUAUGCCGACCAGGCUCACGGUUCUCAUGAGGCUGGAAGCGAUAUGCCAUGGCUGCUUGGUUCCGUCGCAUUCACUCUCCCAGCCGCAUACUACCUCUACCAGUCCGGCCCUGCGGGAAAGUCUGGCCAUGAUGCCCACCCACACGUUGAACACGCCGUUGAGAAGGUGAAGGAGGUCGUUAGCGAACCAGUCAAGGAAGAGGCCAAGCCAGAGCCAGCCGCCGAGCCAAAGGCUGACCCUGAGGAGACUAAGACUGAGGAACCCAAGGCUGAGGAGCCAAAGUCCGAGGAGCCAAAGACAGAGGAAGCUCCAAAGGCUGAGAGCGAGGCUGAGGAAAAGCCAAAGGAGGAAGAGAAGCCUGCUGAGGCUCCUGCUGAGAAGGCCGAGGAGGAGAAGCCAAAGGAGGAGAAAAAGGAAGAACCUGCUACUGCCGAGGACAAGACUCCUAACCCCAGGGCGCCUACCAAGGAACCUCCUACCAAGUCCAGCUAA
Trichophyton benhamiae CBS 112371 is the source of this 603-nucleotide messenger RNA. RefSeq lists its product as uncharacterized. The record is from RefSeq and is a predicted model, not a curated record. The transcript is spliced from 3 exons. The coding region runs from base 1 to 603 and encodes 200 amino acids. Lineage: Eukaryota; Fungi; Ascomycota; Eurotiomycetes; Onygenales; Arthrodermataceae.